AUGGCUUCAAUACCUGUCGUCGUGAAGCACCAAGGCAAAAAGUACACUGUCGACAUCGAUCCCUCCGCCACCGGCGAAGAUUUCAAGCUUCAGCUCUUCUCGCUUACCGAAGUCGAACCCGACCGCCAAAAGAUCCUCAUCAAGGGCGGGCAACUCAAAGAUGACGCCGAUAUGAGCAAGCUUGGGCUGAAGCCCAAUCAGACAAUCAUGAUGAUGGGCACUCCGGGCUCCAACGGCUCCGGCUUGGUGCGACCAAAGGAGACCGUCAAAUUCGUCGAGGAUAUGACGGAAGCCGAGCAGGCGCAGCAAGCAGGUGCCACGCCUGCAGGGUUGAUGAACUUGGGCAACACGUGCUACCUGAACUCGACUCUUCAGACGCUCAAAUCGAUCCCGGAGCUGCAGGACGCGCUGUCAACGUACAACACUAAGAAUGGAACCUUGAUGGGCGGUGCGCAGCUAGAUCUGGCCUCGCAGUUGGCGAGCCUGUACAAACAGAUGGGCGACACACAGGAGUCAUUCCCACCCAUGGGGUUUCUGGGCGCACUGCGAAGUGUGUUCCCACAGUUUGCAGAGCGUUCAAGGCAAGGAGAAGGAUAUGCUCAGCAGGACGCGGAGGAAGCCUGGUCACAAAUCGUCCAGCAGCUGGGACAGAAGGUCAAGGUCAAGGAAACAGACGACGCCCCCGAGAUCUCCUUUGUCGACAAGUUCAUGUCCGGCGAGUUUACGUCUGAGCUAGUCGCAGAUGAGGAGGAAGCCAGGAACAAUGAGCAGCCCGUCGUCAGUCGGGACCAGUUUGCCAAACUCAACUGCCAUAUCGACGGCAAGACGAACCACCUCCGCGAUGGUAUCCUGGCAGCUCUCAGCGAGAAGCUGGAGAAGAAUUCCGAGACGCUCGGUCGUGACGCCGUUUAUACCAAGACAUCGAAGAUUUCGCGUGCGCCCAAGUAUCUGACGGUGCACUUUGUCAGGUUCUUCUGGAAGCGCGAUUCGCAGAAGAAGGCCAAGAUCAUGCGAAAGGUCACAUUUCCCCAAGAGUUGGAUAUUGUGGAAUUCUGCUCGGAUGACCUGAAGAAGGCACUGAUCCCCGUCCGCGACAAGGUCCGCGAGAUCCGCAAGGAUGAGGAGGACCAAGAGCGCGCUAGGAAACGUCGCAAGAAGUCGCACGAGCAAGACGUAGGCGAUAUUGCCGGUGGCGCAGGUCUGCCGACCGAGAAGGAGAGGAAAGAGAAGGAAAAGAAGGAGCAAGAAAAGGCCGAGCGUGAGGGCAAGUCGAAAGAGAAGAAGUCUGGCGAUGGAGACGUUGUCAUGGGCGAAGGCGAGACGUUCAAGACCGAUGCGGAGGUGGAAGCUGAGCAGGCCGCUGCCAUCUUGGAGGCCAAGAAGGAGCUCAACUCUCUCAUUGACCCAGCGCUUCGUAAGGACGAUGGCGCCAACCAGUCGGGACUGUAUGAGCUCCGCGGCGUCGUCACCCACCAGGGUGGUAGCGCCGACAGCGGUCACUACACAGCCUACGUCAAGAAGGCUGCGCCUGUGGAUCCCAAGACUGGCAAGAGGGGCGAGGAGGAUGGCUUGUGGUGGUGGUUCAACGACGAGAAGGUCACUGAGGUCACAAGCGAUAAGAUCGAUGCGCUGGCCGGCGGUGGUGAGUCACAUUCUGCGCUGAUCCUGCUGUACAAGGCAAUUCCGUUGCCCACAGCCGAGGGCGUUAUCGAGUAA
Emericellopsis cladophorae is the source of this 1716-nucleotide messenger RNA. RefSeq names its product Ubiquitin carboxyl-terminal hydrolase-like protein. Gene Ontology annotation, molecular function: cysteine-type deubiquitinase activity; proteasome binding; protein binding. The transcript is spliced from 2 exons. Gene Ontology annotation, biological process: protein deubiquitination; regulation of proteasomal protein catabolic process; proteasome-mediated ubiquitin-dependent protein catabolic process. Bases 1 to 1716 code for a protein of 571 amino acids. Lineage: Eukaryota; Fungi; Ascomycota; Sordariomycetes; Hypocreales; Bionectriaceae. The record is from RefSeq and is a predicted model, not a curated record.